This is a messenger RNA of Xenopus tropicalis (tropical clawed frog), 1625 nucleotides long. It is a transcript of the gene mtg2, whose product is annotated as mitochondrial ribosome-associated GTPase 2. Bases 287 to 1504 code for a protein of 405 amino acids. Lineage: Eukaryota; Metazoa; Chordata; Amphibia; Anura; Pipidae. The transcript is spliced from 7 exons. Gene Ontology annotation, biological process: ribosome biogenesis. Gene Ontology annotation, cellular component: cytoplasm. Gene Ontology annotation, molecular function: GTPase activity; metal ion binding; magnesium ion binding. The record is from RefSeq and is a predicted model, not a curated record.
ACAGGUCAUGUCAUGACAGAAAUAUUAGUUCAUUGCUUCGUGUAGCUUUAGUGCCCCCUAUACUACCCAUUGGCUUUCUCCAGGGCACAGUGCUGCUGUGUGUGGGCACUUUCUGUGGGACUUUACUUUGUUAUACCAGCAGGUGGCGCUCAUACAGGUGCUGGGGCAUAAAUGCAAAAAUAGAGGGGCAAAUACAGUGGAAAGGGGGACCCCACAUUAACAGCCAGUCAGGGCGCUGACUCCUCCUCCUAUAACCCCAGCCGCUGCCGUGUAACCUUACUGGACGAUGCUGGCUGCGCGGCUGCUGUCUCGCCUUGGGGUGCUGGCGGAAGAGCUGAGGGGGUGCCAGGCUGCGCUUUGCCAACACACGGCGCUUCUUAGCCCUACACCGGGCCCUGUUGCAGCUCCGAAGCGCCGUCUCUCUAUUGGCUGCCCUCGAAGGGCAAAGCACCGCAGCCUCACAGGGAAGAAGCCCGAUUUGUCAGAGAAGAAGUUGACGCGAUAUUUUGUGGAUCACCGCAGGGUCCGAGUGGUGGGAGGAGCCGGUGGAAAUGGGGCCUGCUGCUUCCAUAGCGAGCCCAGAAAGGAGUAUGGGGGUCCAGACGGUGGAGAUGGAGGAAAUGGGGGGCAAAUCGUAUUAAAAGCCGAUCCCAGGGUGAAGUCUCUUUCCACUGUCACGCCUGUGUAUAAAGGAAAUAACGGGGAACCAGGGCGCAGUGCUAAUUGCUUUGGAAGAAAUGGGGAAAGCAUUUAUAUCAAGGUUCCGCUGGGCACGUUGGUGAAGGAGGAAGGGAUGCUUCUCGCUGACCUCUCAAAGGCAGGUGAUGAGUUCUUGGCAGCUCGUGGGGGCGUCGGCGGGAAAGGAAACCGAUUCUUCUUGAGCAAUGAAAACCGUGCACCAAUGACGGCUACCCCAGGCCAGCCGGGAGAGGAGAGAGUUCUGCACCUGGAGUUAAAGACAAUGGCCCACGUCGGCAUGGUGGGAUUUCCCAAUGCCGGAAAGUCUUCACUGUUGCGCCUUUUAUCAAACGCCCGGCCGGCGGUCGCCGCAUACCCUUUUACCACCCUAAAUCCCCACGUGGGGAUCAUUAAAUACCGGGAUUACGUGCAAAUUGCAGUGGCUGAUACUCCGGGUAUCAUAGAUGGUGCCCAUCAGAACCGGGGACUGGGUUUCGCCUUCCUCCGACACAUUGAGCGUUGCCGCAUUCUUCUCUUUGUGCUGGACCUUUCCCAUAAGGAGCCCUGGGCGCAGCUGGCGUCCCUCCGGUAUGAGCUGGAGCAGUACAACGAGGACUUGGUUCAGCGGCCUCAUGUUAUUGUGGCAAACAAGCUUGACCUCCCAGCAGCACGAGAGACCCUGCGGCGCUUGCGCCACGAGACUGACAGUAACGUGAUUGGUGUUUCUGCCCUGACUGGAGAGAAUGCAGAGGAGCUUAUACUGCACCUGCGGGAGUUAUACGAUGGGCACAGGCAGCACAGCAAGGACCCACUGGCAGCCUGGUGAACUAUGGCAGCUAAAUAUACAAACGUUACACAGAGAGGAGCGGCAUUGGCCACACUGGUAUUAUACUGAAUUGUACUGGGACUUUAUCAAAGUAAAUGAGGAUAAAAAAACUUCCCCUUUA